Molecule: messenger RNA, 3541 nt
Organism: Psammomys obesus (fat sand rat)
Lineage: Eukaryota; Metazoa; Chordata; Mammalia; Rodentia; Muridae
Gene: Asb4
Product: ankyrin repeat and SOCS box containing 4
Exons: 5
Coding region: 335-1615 (426 amino acids)
Biological process (GO): protein localization to ciliary inversin compartment; intracellular signal transduction
Cellular component (GO): ciliary inversin compartment
Molecular function (GO): protein binding
Source: RefSeq, a predicted model, not a curated record
AAGAGCUUUUUAAAUCUUACACUUUCACUUUGGUCUUGUAAGAAAUAAUUGUGACACUUCAUGCUCGGAAAUGUGUCACAGGAGCCUCUCCUCUCCUCGACACCACGCACUGCGGAAGGGGACUGCUGACGUAGCUCUAGUUUAAAGGACCUGAAAGCCCAGUGACAGCCUGGGAGGGUAUUUUGAAGUUUGAAAUGAUCCCUAUAUAAAUAGAACGGAUCAGCAUAACUUUGGGAUAAAAUUAGCCGGCAGUCUGUGGACUCUGCAGCCUUGCCUGUGUGCUGGGUUCUGCUCUCCUGAUAAAUCAGUGCUCAGCUUCCUCAAGGCGCACAGCAUGGACGGCAGCACUGCCCCUGUCAGCAAGGCUGGAGCUGCCAAGUUAGUUAAGAAAAAUUUCCUGGAGGCUCUAAAGUCAAAUGACUUUGGAAAACUGAAGGCUAUUUUAAUCCAGAGGCAAAUAGAUGUGGACACGGUGUUUGAAGUUGAAGACGAGAACAUGGUUUUGGCAUCUUACAAACAAGGCUAUUGGUUGCCCAGUUACAAGCUGAAAUCCUCCUGGGCAACGGGCCUGCACCUCUCAGUCUUGCUUGGUCACGUGGAGUGCCUGGUGGUGCUGCUGGACCACGAUGCCACCAUCAACUGCCGACCCAACGGGAAGACCCCUCUGCAUGUGGCUUGCGAAAUGGCCAACCUUGACUGCGUGAAGGUUCUCCUCGACCGCGGCGCCAAGCUCAACUGCUACUCCCUGAGCGGACACACCGCUCUGCACUUCUGCACCACGCCGGACUCCAUCCUCUGCGCCAAGCAGUUGGUGUGGCGAGGUGCAAAUGUGAACCUGAAAACCAACAACCAGGAUGAGGAGACCCCUCUGCACACGGCUGCCCACUUCGGCCUCUCUGAGCUGGUGUCCUUCUACAUGGAGCACGGGGCCGUCGUGGAUAGCAUGAACGCCCACAUGGAGACCCCGCUGGCCAUCGCCACCUACUGGGCCCUGCGCUUCAAGGAGCAGGAGUACAGCAGGGAGCACCACCUCAUCUGCCGCAUGCUGCUGGACAACAACGCUGAGGUCAACGCCCGCGACGAUGACUUCAAGUCCCCGCUGCACAAGGCCGCCUGGAAUUGCGACCACGUGCUCAUGCACAUGAUGUUGGAGGCCGGCGCCGAGGCCAACCUCAUGGAUAUCAACGGCUGCGCAGCCAUCCAGUACGUGCUGAAGGUCACCUCCGUGCGCCCCGCGGCCCAGCCCGAGAUCUGUUACCAGCUGCUGCUGAACCACGGGGCGGCGCGCAUCUACCCCCCGCAGUUCCACAAGGUGAUCCAGGCUUGCCACUCUUGUCCCAAAGCGAUUGAAGUGGUGGUCAAUGCCUAUGAGCACAUCAGAUGGAACAUCAAGUGGAGAAGAGCCAUUCCUGAUGAUGACUUGGAGAAACACUGGGAUUUUUACCACUCUCUCUUCAAGGUGUGCUGCAACACCCCCAGGAGCCUCAUGCACCUAUCGAGAUGUGCCAUUCGCAAGGCGUUACACAACAGAUGCCACAAAGCAAUCCCCAAGCUGUCCCUUCCGUUGGCACUGAAGAAGUACUUGCUCUUGGAGCCAGAGGGAAUCAUCUAUUAAGUCUUAGGAGACAACAGUUCUCAAUCCCAGAUAUUUUAGUGGGCUCGCUGGGUAGACAUAGUUUGCAUACACAAUAUAGUACUUGAGUCGAUUACAACACUUUAGGGAUUUCCAAACACUUUACAAAUACCAUGUCAUUAAUCCUAGAGUAGCAUGCUGAGGGAGAACAAGCGAGGGUAGUUAAAGAAUUUUCAAAGACGCGACUGUAUUUAGAAGGUAGACACUAGCAUAGCAGUAAUAGCUCACACGGUGACAGCUUUUAUUAAGUAUCUUUCAAUGAGGUAUUUUGUAAAACUAUCACAUGUGAUUUCAUCUGAAAAGGGACCCACAAUCUCAUUUUCUACAUCAUCAGUAAUAAGUUUACAUUAGUAAUACGUUUUCACUGUAGCAGGUUCUGUGAGCGGGCUCUUGAGCUUGGUAUCUCCCGCCUAUGACUACUGAGCAGACAUUACUAGUUUUAGAAAUGCCUCCUCCCCCAAACCAAGGUCAUCCACUCAUUUAGGUGAUAAAUACACAGGAGUACAGUGGGAACAAGAUCUUUGAGUCUAGAUAGGCAUAAGAAAGAGAAAGCAGGCCACUUGGUAGUCCAGGAAUAGACAUUUCAACACACUCACUGAGCCAGACCCUGGAGACCACAGCUGAGUCAGACAGGACUCCUGUCCUCCAGGGUCACAUGUAUAACAGAGGAUCCAGACAUACAAGCAGGUGACUGCAGUAUGAAGUGACGGGGCGAGAGUACAGGUGCGGACUCAUAUUUAGUGCUUACCUUUCUGAAGCGUGCUUUUGAAGUGUGUGAUUUUUUUUUUUAACCAUGAAGACAGAGCAUGGAGAGUUGUGUAGAGAGACCUGCUACUUUUAGAGUAAAUGUCUUUGAGUUUCUUCAAACAGUCCAGUGUUCUAUUUUGUACGGUUUCCUAUUUAGUACCUUCACAGACUCUAGGGAAAGAUAUUCUACACUCUGGCUGCCAUGUAGAUGAGAAAGAAGUUUAGGCAAAUGGGCAAAAGCAGUUGUGAAGGGAAGAACUCAGUUGAUUUUCUUGUCCUUUUCAUGGAGCACAUUGACAGUUUUUUAGAGCAUUUUAGUUGAUAGAUAAAAAUCCUGCAUUUUUUUUUUCUCCAGUGGCUCCCUUCAGGCUAAAUGAGAGACUUGGAAAUGGUUCAAACUUGAGAAGCAUUAGAAAGAAGUAUGUUGUAAGGCUUAUUUAGUGUUUGCUAGUAGAAUCACGCCGGAUCACGCCGGUAGGACUCCUGGAGAACCUUGCAUUGCUAAUUUGGUUCUCACUAACCACUGUUGGGCUAGCUACUCAGCCUCUGGGCACAGAUAUUGCAGUAGUUAAAGUAGUAUUGAAGUGUAGACAGUGUCCCUGCUGCAGUGGGCAGGCUUCUUUAACUUUCGUGUGGCCUUGCUACUUGUUUGGUGUUGAGUGCUUUCGUGUUUUGUUGUAUAGAGGUGAUGUCAACUAUUCCAGUAGUUUCCCAUUUAGCUGUGUUUGUGAACUGAAACCUAGUAUUGUGUAGGUGGACACGAUCAUGUUUUUGAAGUUUCAACUUAACUGAUUUCAGAAAAGAAUAAUUCUGUAUUAAAACAAGAUCUUUAUCAUGGGACAGAGUGUUGAAUUUGUACAGAUUACCCAGACAGAGUACUGCUUAACUGAGUGUCACAUACAUCUCCGAGCAUUCAAAGGGUUGGGGGCUUCUCUCCACCAUCAGGAACAUUCUGGCAGGAAAGUGUGUGAUAUGAGUUUCAUAACAGGUAAAGAGGGACUGAGAAGCAGCCGAAAUGGUGUUCCUCGUGUAGGGAAAUAGGAAUGUUUAUCACUAUGUUGCUGUGUUGGCGUGUUUGCCUUCGUCUAGCAUAGAUGCUUGCAUGUGGAUUUAAUGUGAUUAUUUCUGUACUUUAACCUUCAAUAAAGCUUAAAUAAAGUC